AUAUACACUAUAGACAAAACUGGUUUCUCACUUACUAAUAAUACUGUUAAACAAGUUAUUAGAGCUAGAGGGAAGAAGAUUCAGCAUAAAAGUAGAGGUAGAAACCAAGAAAACAUUACUACUAUUGUUACUAUCUGUACAGAUGGAACAUACACUAAGUCUGUUACUAUCUUUAAAGGCUAUAGUGUAUGGUUCACCAGCUCUCCAAAUGGUUGGACAGACUGUGAAAUAGUACUAGAUUGGUUCACAAAUCAUUUUGAGCCUAAAAUAAGAGAGAAAGCAUAUAGACACACUCAAGUUCUUAUUGUUAAUAGUUACAACUCACAUUAUUUGUUUGAACUGUUAGAAGUAACAGUUUAA
Fomitiporia mediterranea MF3/22 is the source of this 360-nucleotide messenger RNA. RefSeq lists its product as uncharacterized. Gene Ontology annotation, molecular function: nucleic acid binding. The transcript has 2 exons. NCBI's taxonomy places the organism in Eukaryota, Fungi, Basidiomycota, Agaricomycetes, Hymenochaetales, Hymenochaetaceae. The record is from RefSeq and is a predicted model, not a curated record. The annotation marks the transcript as partial.